Messenger RNA from Seminavis robusta, 2354 nucleotides. The record is from the annotation of a GenBank genome assembly. NCBI's taxonomy places the organism in Eukaryota, Bacillariophyta, Bacillariophyceae, Naviculales, Naviculaceae.
UGUCCCCUCAAACUCUGCAACCACAAGCACCCAUCAACGCCAACAGAGUGAAUUCAACAACAGCAUCGACACCAUUAGUUACAGGCAUUGAAUAAUAUAUAUAUGAUAACUGGACAAUGAGGCAGGUUCUUUUGGUAUUCGUUGCAGUGCAAGCUCUGCUUUUAUUAUUAUUGAGCCCUUCGGCAGAAGGAUUAGCCGCCAAAUCCUCCAAGAAAUCCAAGAAACUGGCAUCGGCCGGUGGCAAGGGGUUUGGCGCAUCAUCCUCGGGCGCUGCCUUGUUGCACACUCCCGACGACUCGGAGAGUACUCAGAAAUUGCUGCAGUUUUUGAAAUCACAAAAAGCCAAGGGAGUGGAUCAAGGAGUGGCCGAAAUUGGCAUUCACGACAAGACGGGCCAACGCGGUCUGUUUGCUACCACCAAUAUCAAGAAGGACCAAAUCAUUUGCAUGAUUCCCUCCGAUGUCGCUCUGGCACUGUCCGAUCCGGCCAAGUUGGGAAAAGACGCUCCGACGUUUGCUCACGGCGGCGCCAACUUUUUGAACAUGUAUUGGAACAAUGCCGAACGUCGUCCUCUGUGGUCCUUUUAUCUCGAUACACUGCCAUCUGACGCGAAAUCGCCGUAUUUUGACGCCACACCCGAUUUCUUUUCCCAGGAAGAAAUCGAAUUGUUGGAAUUCCCGCGCUUACUCGACAAUAUUCGCAAACGGCAACACGAUAUCGAAUCACUGGCGGCCGAACAAGGUUUGGACCAGGAUCAACUACAAUUCGCCACUUGGUUGGUAUCAUCCCGGGCAUUCAACAUUAAUUUGGCAGACGACAAUACCCAAAAUACACCAGAAGAAGAACAAUACGACGAACGAGGGCAAGUGGUGACCAAAGCCGGUGCAGGCUUGAACAGUAUCCGCGUCAUGGUCCCCUUUUUGGACCUGUGCAAUCACGAUUCUGUGGCACCCAAUUGUCGUUUCACCAUGAUUGACGCCGAUAAAGACGAAGCCUGGUUUGCGUUGGAAGCCAAUCGUCCCAUUCCGGCUGGACGGGAACUUCAAAUGGCCUAUCGGAGUGGCAUUUAUUCGUCGGUCGAACUGUUCCUCAACUACGGAUUUGUCCCGGAGGAAAACAAGGUCGAUGCGUACAUGUUGCGCAAGGGAGGUGAGGGUGUCAUUGCGAGUGCCGACGGAUGGACGACUACACUGGAGGAAGAUCAAAGCAUGUUGGAAAUGCUCCAGAGCAAAAGUGAUGACGACAACAACAAUGACGUACUGAAAAAGAUUCUGGCGUUUCGAUCCAAUAUGAAAAAGGCGUACCAAGACUUGUAGCGGAAUGGAUUGUUGGCCAGUGAUGCAUGCAUGCAUAAUAUGAUGCAGAAAGGAAACAAUGAAUGGGCGUACGAGAUAAAAUAUAAAUGCAUACCGGUAGAUUGAACAGGAUUGCGGAAUGAAAGUCCGGUAUCUCCGACUCACACAGGACGUUAGACUACUAAGUACUGGUGCCAGAGCCAAUGCGUAAAAGGAUAGCCUUCAUGGGCGGACAGCCAUUCCGACUUUCUGUGAUAAGUUGAGGGGUGAGUGAAUCGAAUCUCCAGGAACCGCGCCGUGUUUUGAUGAUACACAUAGGGGUCCAGUGCUGCAUCCGUCUCGUACGUACUGUGCAUCACCCACUUCAGGGUCAGAAGAUUUUUUCAGUGGACUGGUAUCACUGGACGUUCGCACAGUCUUUCCCAGGCAUCUAUCUAUCAAAUCCUUGACGGUGGCUUGCUAACUACCGGUAGCUAGAUUGAUACCGUCCCGUUCAACUAUCCUACAAAAUCAUAUCACUCGAAAAAAUUCAAUGAGAAAACGUAGAUAUUUUGAUUCGAUUCUUCUUGUAAUUUAUAGUGAAUUAUUUGAGUGUUAGGCGUCACAGAAAGGCUACCACCGAGAGUAAUUGUUGCCCAUGUAUCGUGACUCUUACAGUGUUGGCACUCUAGCUAGCUAGCUAUCCAGGGAUACCAUGCAAAUUGUGGAAUGCUCCCAUGGAAAACUAAUUGUGUUGGUAACAACCUGCAACGCCCACUUUUUCUUCGUAUACCUUCCACUUUUGCGUGGUACGCAUGGUCCUGUAUCAAUCAACCUCCAAUCAAGACUUCAAAUACAAUGGUCAAAAUAUUCGCGGCAAUGACGGGGACCCUGAGGUAUUGCACGGCAUGGAGCAACCCCGCAGCUUGCUGUAUCAAUGGAUUGUUCGACGCAUUGGCGUGUUGGCUGUUCAUGUCGUCCAGACCAUACUUGGCCAAAAAUCGUCGUCGAUUCAAGAUCAAAAACGCAUUGCACAUCAACAGUCCUGCCUGCAAUACCAAUAAUAAAAACAAGCGAUAA